AUGGAAUAUUAACAAAUGAAAUCGAAUCUUAUAGUCUCAACGAAUACAACAUCUAUUAGGAGUUAUGCCUAGACUUUACCAAUUAGAAUAAAUAAUGAAGAACAAGAUCGAAGAAUUUAAAAUAUUACAAAAUAAAUGCAGAUAUUUUUAAUGGCUAUAGAACUAGAAAGACUUUCUGACUAAAAUUAUAAUCUCAUAUAGAGAUUAAAAAAUAUGGAGGAUCAUCAAUUUAAUACUAUGAAUCUUGAAUAAUAGAUUAUUGAUUUAAAACAGAAGAUGAAUUUACUUGAUCAAAAAUAUCAAACAGUUUUAAUAGAGAAAGAAUAAAUAUAAUAUAAUUAUGAAGAAAUCAUUAAAUUUUAAGAAAAAAAUGAAGACAAUCAAAUUAUAUUUUAAAAUGAUAUUGAAAAACUCAGAAUUAAAUUAAAAGACUUUGAAGAAUAAAAAUAACAUGAAAUUAAUAUUCUUAUUAAACAGAAAGAUCUUGAAGCACAAAAAAUAUUGGUAUAGAGAUUUUUCAUAUCUAAUAGUAAAAAAUUUUAUAAGAAAAUGAUUUCAAUUGGUAAUAAUAAAUGGAAUAUACUGAAAAAGAAUUAUAAAAAUAUAAGGAAUUGCACUAUUAAAUAAAAAAAGAGAAUACUGAAUUGAAAACUUUAUUGUAAUAAUAAGAUCUUUCUAAAAAUAGAGAAUUAGAAACACUAAUAAUAUAAUAUAAAAAUGAUAUUGAUAGGCUAAAUUAAAAUUUAAAUAAAUAUUAAUUAGAAAAUUAAGAUUUGAAAUAAAGAAUUUAUAAUGUUGAUUAAAUAUAAUAAGAACUUGAUAAAAUUUCAUAAGAAAACUUUGAUCUAAAUGAGAGUAUUUAAUUGUUAUAGAAUGAAAAUUAAGAAAAAAAAAUAGAAUGUGAAGCAGUUUCAGAAGAACUUGAAAAAUUAAGAUAUGGUUUAUCUGUGAAAACUUAAGAACUUAAUGAGUAUAGAAUGAAAACAACAAAAUUUGAAAAAAAUCAAAUAGAUUUUUAAAGAAACAAAAAAUCACUUGAUGAAAAGUUUACUAUUAUGUAAUAAGAAAUAGAUAGAUUGUAAUUAAUAAUAAGACAAAAAAAUUUUGAAAUAGAUAAUAUAACAAAAAAAAUACAUGAUAAUUCAGUUGAGAAAUAAAAAUUGAUGGAAUUUGAAUAUGGACAAAAAGUUAAUGAUAAAAAGAAUGUUGAUUUGGAUAAAAGAAAUUAAGAAUUAAAUUAAAGAUUAAUUGAUCAAACUAAAAAGAUAUCAGAAUUUGAAAAAUAAAAUAAUGAUUUGACAUCCUAGUAUAAUAGACUAAAAGAGAAAUGUGAUGAAUUUGAAGGGAGAUAUAACAAUCUUUUAUAAGAAAUAGAUAAAGUAAAUAAAUAACUUACCUUAAAGUAAUUUUAUAAUUAUUAUUUAAAGAGUUUAAGAAAACGAAUAUUUGAAUAAAUAAAUAAUGGAUAGUAAAAUAAAAUUGGCUAAUUAUGAUAAUCAACUUUAAGAGCUUUAUGAUUAAAUUAACAUUUUGGAGUAGGAUAUCGAAAAAUUAAAAAAUUAUGAAGAAAAUGUAAGUGUCUAUUGAUUUUUAGUGUAGAGUAUUAUCAUAUGAAAUUGAUAGAUUGAAUAAAUUGAUUAAUUAAUAAGAAGAUGAACUGAAGAAUUGGAGACUUUAAUAUGCAAAUGAAGGGUCCCUUAAUAAAAAGAUUGUAGAAUAAUUAUCAAUUAUGUUUGUUCUUAUGAUGGAAAUAGAAAGCAUAAGAAAUUCUGUAAUAUAAAAAGAUAAGUAAAUUGAAGAUCUAAGAAAUUAAAACUUAGCUUAAUUUAAAGAAAAAAAUAAAUGA
Molecule: messenger RNA, 1846 nt
Organism: Paramecium sonneborni
Lineage: Eukaryota; Ciliophora; Oligohymenophorea; Peniculida; Parameciidae
Source: the annotation of a GenBank genome assembly